AUGCAGUUCAAGACAUCUCUCCUCGUUAUCAUUGCUUCAUAUUUGUCUUUUUCCAUGGCUUGCAAGGACGCUCAAGGCAAUGAUGGCCAAUGCAAACCUCCAAACUUUUGCUGUGCUGCCGAUGGAUUCCAAUGUGUUUUUAGGGAAGAGUGCAGUAGCAAAUAA
Molecule: messenger RNA, 165 nt
Organism: Colletotrichum truncatum
Lineage: Eukaryota; Fungi; Ascomycota; Sordariomycetes; Glomerellales; Glomerellaceae
Source: RefSeq, a predicted model, not a curated record